AUGGACGCCUUUGCACCAGCUCCAGCUCCUCCUACAGAGCUUGGUCGUUAUAGAGUGCUCUCAUCGACAGCAGGGAUUCGCGUGUCCCCUUUGCAACUUGGAGCGAUGUCGAUCGGUUCGGCAUGGUCAUCGGCAAUGGGCACGAUGGACAAAGAAGCUUCAUAUAAGCUACUGGAUGCGUUCACAGAAGCGGGCGGUAACUUCAUCGACACAGCGAACAACUAUCAGAACGAAGAAUCGGAAACUUGGAUCGGUGAAUGGAUGGCGGCACGCGACAACCGCGACCAGCUGGUCAUUGCUACCAAGUACACAGGCGAGUAUAAGGCAUACACAAAGGGUAAGGGUAAGACGGUCAAUCACGCGGGAAAUCAUAAGCGCAGCCUGCACAUGAGUGUACGUGACUCUCUGCGGAAGCUGCAGACCGACUACAUCGACAUUUUGUACGUUCACUGGUGGGACUAUCUUAGUUCCGUCGAAGAGGUCAUGGAUAGUCUCCACGCACUCGUGCAGUCAGGCAAGGUUCUGUAUUUGGGAAUCUCCAACACCCCAGCAUGGAUUGUCAGUACAGCAAACACAUAUGCGCGCCUGACUGGGAAGACACCUUUCAGCAUCUACCAGGGCCGGUGGAAUGUGUUGAGCCGAGACUUUGAACGCGAAAUUAUUCCCAUGGCGCGGCAAUUUGGAAUGGCUCUCGCACCUUGGGAUGCCGUUGGCGGAGGCAAAUUUCAAACCAAGACGGCCCUUGAGAAGCGAGCAGCCAGUGGAGAGGGACUACGAAAAAUGAUGGGACCCGAUCAAGACGAUGAUCAGGUGCGCAUGAGUGAGGCAUUGGCGCAGGUAGCUGCGGAACAUGGAAUUGAAUCGGUAACCGCCAUUGCGCUGGCCUAUGUACUCUGCAAGACACCAAACGUGUUUCCGCUUGUUGGCGGCCGUAAGGUCCAACAUCUCCACGACAAUAUCAAGGCACUGAGCAUUCGACUCACUGAGUCACAGAUCGCUUUCCUCGAAGCUGUUAAGCCACUUGAUUUGGGCUACCCCCAGAACAUGCUAGGCGAGGAGCCUGGACUUUCAGGGAAGACUAGCAUGGCCCUGGCACCAUCGGGGCAGUUGGCAUUUGUGCGAUAUCCUAAGGCGAUUGGAUACGAAUAA
Molecule: messenger RNA, 1149 nt
Organism: Penicillium taxi
Lineage: Eukaryota; Fungi; Ascomycota; Eurotiomycetes; Eurotiales; Aspergillaceae
Product: putative aryl-alcohol dehydrogenase Aad14
Exons: 1
Coding region: 1-1149 (382 amino acids)
Source: RefSeq, a predicted model, not a curated record